This is a messenger RNA of Lycium barbarum (goji berry), 854 nucleotides long. Its product is annotated as histone H2A.6-like. The transcript has 2 exons. Lineage: Eukaryota; Viridiplantae; Streptophyta; Magnoliopsida; Solanales; Solanaceae. The record is from RefSeq and is a predicted model, not a curated record. Gene Ontology annotation, molecular function: protein heterodimerization activity; DNA binding; structural constituent of chromatin. Bases 85 to 486 code for a protein of 133 amino acids. Gene Ontology annotation, cellular component: nucleosome.
ACUCAAUUUUUGCUUUCAAUAUAGAAUUUCAAAUUUAACCAAAAUUUUGCCCCCCCUUUCUUUUACACUAAUUGUCCAAUUAUAAUGGCUGGUAGAGGAAAAACCCUAGGGUCAGGUGCUGCAAAAAAGGCUACAUCUCGUAGUAGUAAAGCGGGUCUUCAAUUUCCAGUUGGUCGUAUUGCUCGUUUCCUUAAAGCCGGUAAAUAUGCUGAACGUGUUGGUGCUGGUGCUCCGGUGUACCUUGCUGCUGUUUUGGAGUACCUUGCUGCUGAGGUUCUUGAAUUGGCUGGAAAUGCAGCAAGGGACAACAAGAAGACAAGGAUCGUGCCAAGGCAUAUUCAAUUGGCAGUGAGGAACGAUGAAGAACUGAGCAAACUGCUCGGAGAUGUGACUAUUGCUAAUGGUGGUGUGAUGCCCAACAUUCACAACCUUUUGCUUCCAAAGAAAGCUGGUGGUUCCUCCAAGCCCUCUGUUGAUGAAGAUUAAAAAGCCUUAGAAAUGGUUUCGUAGUGUAGUAACUGUAUUGAAGGGGAGUUUUGGUGUAACUGGUAAAGUUGUUGCCACGUGAUCAGGAGGUCACAAGUUUGAGCUGUGGAAAUAGCCUUUUGCAGAAAUGCAAGGUAAGAUUGUAUACAAUAGAUCCUUAUGGUCCGGCUCUUACUCGGAUCCUAUGCAUAGCGGGAGCUUAGUGCACUGGACUGCCUUUUAAUGUAGUAAUUGUAUUGUUCUUUAAUAGAGUUUUAAGGUUUUCCUAGUGUUUUCAAAGUAGUUUAGUAAGUAGGGGGGGUUAUGUUUGUUUUGUGUAUACAAAUGCUGAAGCAAUGAAUGAAAGACCAAUGUCUAUUAUUUUUUAA